CGGCUCCGUGACCUCGGUCUUCCCAUCAGCCGGUGGCGGUGUUGUAUAAUAUUCCGCCAGCGGAACCAUUCAAAACAAUGGCCUUCCGGAUGUGUUUUCGCUCCACACUCUUCCCUCGGACCCAUUUUAUCCGACGGUCCACCACCAUCAGUCAAGUAGUGCGCUAUGCAUCGGUGUCCAGUACCGGUCCAAGUGCGAAAGAAAUUCGACGUCAGUUCAUAGAUUACUUUACCAUCAAACACAACCAUCGAUUGAUACGCUCGAGCUCGCUGAUACCGUUCAACGAUAGUACGAUCGCGUUCGUGAACGCUGGCAUGAAUCAGUUUAAAAAUGUAUUCCUAGGGACGGCCGAACGACCCUGCCAGCGGGCAGUUAAUUCACAGAAGUGUGUGCGUGUCGGUGGCAAACACAACGAUCUGUCGGUUGUCGGGACGGAUAGCUACCAUCACACGUUUUUCGAGAUGCUCGGUAACUGGUCGUUUGGCGAUUACUUUAAGCGGGAAGCUUGUGCAAUGGCGUGGGAUUUGCUCGAGAAUGUGUACCGGAUUGAUAGGGAGCGUGUAUACGUUACGUAUUUUGGGGGUGAUAAAAAGUUGAACCUACAGGCGGAUGAGGAAUGUCGCGAGAUUUGGCUCAGUUUGGGAGUUCCGGCGGAUCGUGUACUUCCCUUCGGUGCACGUGACAAUUUCUGGGAGAUGGGAAAUUCGGGUCCAUGCGGUCCAUGCACCGAGAUACAUCUGGAUCUUUCAAACGACUAUAGAAAUACAAAGGCGAGACAACACUUGGUGAAUGCCGGUGUGCCAGAUCUGACCGAGAUUUGGAAUAUCGUUUUCAUACAGUACAAUCGUGCGCUGGAGGAUGGCACGAUCAGUAAUCUACCUCAUCGACACGUGGAUACGGGAAUGGGCUUGGAAAGAGUGGUUGCCCAUUUGCAGGGCAAGCUAAGCAAUUACGAUACGGAUCUGUUUGAACCGAUCUUCCGACGUAUACAGCAGGUGACAAAACUGGAACCAUAUCGCGGAAGCUUUCUGUCCACCGAUACCCACUACGAACUAGAUACUGCCUACCGAAUUAUGGCUGAUCAUAGUCGAAUGAUAACGGCUUGUCUGGCUGAUGGAAUGUUUCCCUCGCAAAACCACAAACUGCGACGCAUCAUUCGCAAAUCUCUUGCCCUAGCGAAUCGUUCCUUCCGUCAUCCGGAACUGUUGCGCGAAACCAUCCCUACCGUGGUAGACAUUCUGGGCGAUGUAUAUCCAGAAAUGGGCCACAACCUUCCCACUGUGUUACAAAUCAUCGAGCACGAACAGCACUCGUACAGUGCGCUAAGCACCAAACGUUCGAACGAAACGAACGAGCUUUUGAAACAGUUUCCUCAACUAGAAGAAUCGGAAGUGCUGGAACAUCCGGGACUUUCCGGUGCCUUAAAAGAGCUAGCACAAAGCAAACGCAGCCAUCUGGAUGGAGCCAUUAUUCACAAAAUGUACGAUACGUACGGGUUGGACGAAGAGUUGCUUGUAAAGUUGGGUGGCAUGAUGCACUUUACACUCGACUUUCGGGACUACGAGCGGCACGUUGGUGUGCUAAAGGAUGGCUUUAAGCACGAGCUGGCUGCAAAACUUCAAACGCGGCUUUCCGCCUAUCAAAGUCUCCAGGAUUCGAUCGCUAAUAGCGCUUUAAAGCCAACACGCACCGAGCAUAGGUAUAAUUAUGCGUUUAAUCCAGAAAAAGGCAUUUAUGAGGUUGCACCAUGUAAAGCAAACGUUAGUUUACUGCUGGAUGAUGAUUCCCGCGGUCAGUUACAUAUCGUAACGGAUAAAAGCAAUUUUUACUGCGAAUCUGGAGGACAGCAAAGCGAUACGGGGCGCUUAACGAUGAACGAAGGUGGAAAAAGUUUCGAUGUAAUAGCCGUUACCGAUCACAACGGGUUUGUGAUGCAUUCAAUCGUAAAACAACCAAACGUAACACUUGCCAUUGGUGAGCAAGUUGUGCUGCAGGUAGACUCCAGUCGACGAACCCAACUAACCCACCACCACACGGCAACUCACCUACUGAAUGCGGUCGUACGCAAACUGAUCCCCCAUCCAAUGUGUCAACGAUCGAGUGCCGUUUCCGAGCGAGGCUUUCGGUUGGAACUUGCGAUAAGUGGAGAAAAAAUUACACUAAACCAAAUAGCAGCGAUCGAGAGCGAAAUACGAUCGCUGAUUAAACGAAACGAACCAAUCCGUGUGGCCGUGUGCAAUGCCAGCGAUCUAGACUUUGCCACAAUCACAACCGUCCCGGGGGAAACGUAUCCCGAUCGUGGACUGAGGAUAGUUUCGAUCGGUGACGAUGUGUCGCGUGAACUUUGCUGUGGAACACACGCUACCAGUACGGGAGAGUUGCACGAUUUUGCCAUCACAAAUGUAACGCAAUCGAAAAAUGGAUGCUUUACGUUUCACGCGAUCGCUGGACCAACGGCCGGGAAGGUUCAUUUCCAGGGCGCACAGAUACAGAACGAUGUAAACCAGCUGCAGCAAGAUGCGGAACAGAAUGAAACGCGUCCGGAAGAUAUUACGAUCAUCGAGACGAGAAUGCAGCGGUUAAAAAAUGUUCUGCUGACCGGAACCGAUAAUAACAUCCACCUGCCGUACUGUGUCCGGCAGCGAUGUUUGAAUGUAAUUAAUGCGCUUUACCAGAAGCUGAAAGACCGAUCGAGAGAAUCGCUUCGCGAAUUAAUCGAUAUUGAGAUGCGAAAUUUGAUGGAACAAAGGCCGCCAGUGAGCGAUCGGUUUAUUGUACAUUUUCUUGAGUGUUCCAUUAUCCUGGAGGAGGUGCAGCUAAGUAAAGCGACCCGCUACUGUACCGAUCGUCCAAUUCUGGUCGUUAGCAUUACGGAUAAUCAGGUGAAAGCACGAGCGACCGUUCCACCGGCGAUGGUUAGUGACCGAUUCAAUGCGGAACGCUGGCUGGCGGUGGUAGCUGAAACGUUUAAAGCACAAACGGCCGCACCGAAGGGACAGAAUGCGGCCGAAGUGUGUAACAUGAAGGCGCGCAAGGUGAAGAUGAUGGAUUUUGAGGCAACGCUGGAGAAUGCGCUGCGGGCGGCCAAAACUUAUGCCGAGGAACAUUUCCAUUAG
Anopheles maculipalpis is the source of this 3116-nucleotide messenger RNA. RefSeq names its product alanine--tRNA ligase, mitochondrial (gene AlaRS-m). Gene Ontology annotation, molecular function: alanine-tRNA ligase activity; aminoacyl-tRNA deacylase activity; nucleic acid binding. The transcript is spliced from 4 exons. The record is from RefSeq and is a predicted model, not a curated record. Gene Ontology annotation, cellular component: cytoplasm; mitochondrion. NCBI's taxonomy places the organism in Eukaryota, Metazoa, Arthropoda, Insecta, Diptera, Culicidae. Gene Ontology annotation, biological process: alanyl-tRNA aminoacylation; tRNA modification. The coding region runs from base 78 to 3116 and encodes 1012 amino acids.